Molecule: messenger RNA, 3572 nt
Organism: Maniola jurtina (meadow brown)
Lineage: Eukaryota; Metazoa; Arthropoda; Insecta; Lepidoptera; Nymphalidae
Gene: sprt
Exons: 11
Coding region: 290-2698 (802 amino acids)
Molecular function (GO): protein binding
Source: RefSeq, a predicted model, not a curated record
CUUCCUAUCGCACAACCGCGCCGCUGUCACGGGACCACAAGCCACAGGCUACAAACACUCGCGGUACGCUCAAAACAAAAGCCAGCUUACAACAAUUUCAAGUUAAUAUCCUUUUGAUGCGGGCGGCGCCAAAAUUUUUAAACUAUUGAACAAAGUGUUACAAUGGUGUGUUGAUGGUGUGACGAUGGAGUGAUGUGAUUUUGAAAGAUUUCGUUUUAAAUUACAAUCCUUGGAGGGAUUUUUCUUUGAGCGAUUCUUUGGGAUGUGAUGUGCGCUCCGGCAGGUCAACAUGUCCGCGGUGAUGAGCACGCUCUCCAUGAUCAGCGGUGGACGCCGCGCGCACCGCAAACUUGCCAGCUCACGCAAGUCGGGGCAGUUCUCGGACGCGGGCGAGGAGCGCGGCCGCGGUCAGCAUGACCUCAACAAGCAGCAACGGUCGGCAUCCCUCCAAACCCUGGAGCCUGGAGGGGUCGUCAACCUCGAGAGCUUGGAGGCUAAGAUGGCCAGUAUCGAGGUGUCGCUGGCGGGCGUGGGGUCGCGGCGCCGCAGCGCUGGUGUCCGCGACGCCACCAGGGAGCUAGACGCGCUGCGAGCCGCGCUCUCCGACAAAGACACGCUCAUACAAAGUCUAAAGAAGCAGCUGAGCGCAUCUCUAAGCGCGGCGCGGCUGGCUGCGCACGCGUCGUCGCCGGCCCCCUGCAACCGAGACGAAGCCACCACGCUGUCGCAAGAUGAGCGACGUGCCUUGGAGGAGCGCGCAAGCGCGGUGCGCGCUGAACUUGACACCAGGAAGGCCAAUAUAUUGGAGCUGAAGCGGCGCUUGGAGAAGACUCAUGUCACUGAGAACAUAGACACCCGCAUCGAGCAAGCCGAGCUGCAGUACCAGGUGGGGCGCGAGGAGCUGGAGCUGCUGACGCUGGGCGAGCAGGCUCGAGCACUCGCUCUGCUCAUCGAGCAGGCGGACGCCGCGCAUCGCACCACUCUCUAUAGCACGGUGCGAGAGUGCGGCGGCAACGCUGUAGUCAUCGCAGCCGAGGCGCGCGACAACGUGUGGAGCGCCGCGUCCCGGGGCUCCGGCGUCACCAUCGACUGGACGGAGCACGCCGCCAUGAAGCCUGGCGACAGAAUACUAGAAGUGAACGGCACAUCGACCCUGUGUUGCAGCCAGGAGGAGUUCCGUCGCGCCGCAACCAGCGCCAGCCCGGCGCGCCUCGUGCUGCUGCGGCCGCAGCACACGCCGCCCUCUGCACUGGCUUUUACACAAAAUGAAGCAGCAUCUCUUCGCGCCGAGCUGGGCGCGCUUCGGGUGGCGGCGGAGGACGCGGAGAGAGCCAAGGAGGGGCUGCGCUGCGACAACACCAGGCUCACACACCGCAUCUCCUACCUCGAGGAGCAGGUCGCCGAGCUGCUCAACAGGCAUCCGCAGCUACAAUCAGUAAGCAGUAACGACAGCUGCAUAACAGUGAACAAAACAAAGAAAAACGUGACCAGCAUCAACAUAACCACGGAACCACAACAGAAAACGAGUCCAAAAUCAGAAGUACAGGUUUUCCAGAAAGGACCAGAUAUUACAGCGAUCGUUGCAAAACUACCAGGACUGGAUGGCGCAGAGACUAACUUGCCAGUUAUCAGGCCGAGGUCGAAUGCCUCCGGUGCUUCCUCCAGAGUAGCGACUUCCCCGAGAACAUCACCCACGCCAAACAGAAGAUCCCACAGCUCCCAUAGUCUAGAACAUAGGGCAGGCCGCAUACGACAUUCGCUCUCGCAUCACUGCAUACACGACUACAGCGCGGAAACCGACGCAGCCAUCCGAAUGAUUGAAAGAAACCAAAGACACAUGGAGAAGCAGCGCAUGAAGACAGACAGGUUCAGCAGAUCCAAAACAGAAGAAAACUUCCGCUCCGACAGCGAUCUGGACAAAGAUCCGCGAUACAAAGAAGAACCGAUCGUGUGCGACCAAAGACGUAGCGAAAUCAAGAAAGCGGCUGAAAGAAUCGAAGAGAGCAUCAAGAAAACAAACUGGGCGGAACGAAAGACUAUGUCAAUAAUUGAGAACCUCAAGCGCUCGCAACGUCUACGUAAAAUUAAGAAAAACGAAAGCACUGAAAACAUACAAGUGGAACCUGAAAGGCAUUACAGCUACAACAGGAUAGAUGGGAAAGUAUUAGAAAACGCACACAAAUCCAGUCGAAGAUCGUCAAAAUUGCACUCACGCAGCGCCAAAUCUUCGGAAUUCGAAUCUGAAUGUUCAGAUUAUCCGAACGGCGACGUGUACAGCAGUUCACCACGGUUGGACUACGGUUCAGAAAGCUGUUCAAGGCUAAGCCAUUACAUCAAGAAUGAAGACCGCGAGGAGCUCAAACGACCCACGCCUCCGAGGAAACCGAUGCGAUUGUCACUACACAAAGCGAGAAGUGCUCAUUCUCUAAUGAACGGGAGUGAGUCCGAGACCACCAGCAGACCUCCUUCGGAAGCUCAAAACGGGGAUAUAGGACAGAUGCAUUGUAAACGGCCAGUGAAAAGGACUCAUGCGAACGACAAGUGGGCACGGGAGAGGAUCAGGGACGGCGGUCGUGCCACGCCGCGUCCUGCGCGGAAACUGUUGAACGGUCUGACCGCGUGCGAAGCACCCGCUGCUGACGAUUUGUACCCGGAGUCCAUGCACGUCCCGACGAGAAUGAAAGGCAAAUGGUGCUAGCGACUGAUUCAUGGAUACAUUAAGGACCUGCACUGACGAGGGACUUUUUGUCCGCGGAGCGUUGAAUGUUGAUAGUAGGGCGAUCAGGUAUAUUUUAAUAAUAAAAUAGAGCAUAUAAAUUUUAUAUGAUUUAUAUAUAAAAACAAUUAUAAAACAAAUUCGUAUUAAUGCCGGAGGAUAAACUGUAAGGGCUCGUUCACAUUACAAGAUUUUCUUAAGGUGUUCUUCCUUUUUUAUUGAAUAUAAUAGACAUGCAGACUGCAGGCGUAAUGUCUGAUAGACAAAUUAUGUCUUAACUCUUAGACCAGCCGCAUAUUAUCAGAAAUGUACUCUGCACAUAUCUGUAGCCUAGAUACGUUCGAUCCUGCAAUAUUCUGACCGUAUGCGGAGCAAGCAAGCAAUAGGUACGUACGUCCACACAAAUCUUCCAGAACACACACAACGUACGAUUCACUCCAACAGUGUGACGAACUACGUCAUUUUGCAAUUAGUCGUUGGAGCGAAACGACGUUGUGUUCUACCAAGAGUGGUAGUGUGUUGCUUGCUUGUCCCGCUUAUUUACCUAAUAGUGGGGGGAGGGCGAUGAAAAUCUUAUGCUGCACAUUUACCAUUUGUCUGUUUUGGCGGAUUAUAGCAAAUUCGACUUAACGUUCUUUGUCAUGGAAUUCCGCAAAGUAACGCCUACUUCUAUCCAACCUUCAUAAGAAAUUCUUGUAAAGUAAAUGAGUCCUAAGAGGCUAGAAAAUAAAGUUUCGUGUAUACCAAUGUUAUUGACAACUUUUGUAAAUAUAAAUUAUAACUCAGCACCCACCGUUAAAUACUCACCUUUGUAAAAUGUAUUUAUAGAGAGAAAAAUAAAAAACAGUAAUUCAGA